AUGCAGCUAGAUCAGUGGCGGCUGAUUGUCCCAGUGGUGAUGUUGGUACUCAACCAAAGUCCGUCCGACACACUCGGCGGUGUAGCACCGACUAUUGUCAUGACGGGUAGUCGAGCAAUGUCGCCCUUGGAUCUCAUUUCUAUUCCUUCGGCGGCCAAAGUUACGAAGUUGGACGACUUGCUGUCAUGGCGAAGCGAUGGCACGGCGGCGAUGGCAACCGCCUUGGACAAGAUGCAUGCGAAGGUGUUGGACGCUUCGACAAGCAAGCGUCAGAAAAAUCGUGAAAGACGAUCGAAGAAAAAAGACGCGGAAAUAGCCCAGUUCGACGUGGGCGAUUUUUUGCUUUACGUGACGUGCGGUCGAUUUCACACUAUGGCGUGGACCAGCAAUCGCCUCAAGUUUUACGCCGACGACCCAUUGGAUGUGACGGAAGAACUGCUGCGCCGCAUUGCGCACAGCGCCGAAGGUCACGUGGUCGACCAGUUCCUCGACUUCCGCUACUACGAUCGAUUGGCCGCGUUUGAAGUGUGCGUGCGCUGGCGCGGUUUACAAGAAAUUGAAGCCUCGUGGGAGCCGGCGGACAAUUUGUUGGAAGACAUUCCAACUGAGUUCAAGCGCUACGUGCGCUCCAACAAGGUCGAUGCUCAAGUCAAGGCGAUGGCAACUGCGUUGGGCGUGACGCAAUCGUUGGGGGAGAUUGUUGCGAAUUUGCCAUUCGCAGAACCCCUGAACCCCUCCCAAGAUGGUAUCCAAGUGUUCGAUUAG
This is a messenger RNA of Aphanomyces astaci, 765 nucleotides long. RefSeq lists its product as hypothetical. Lineage: Eukaryota; Oomycota; Saprolegniomycetes; Saprolegniales; Verrucalvaceae. The coding region runs from base 1 to 765 and encodes 254 amino acids. The transcript has 2 exons. The record is from RefSeq and is a predicted model, not a curated record.